AUGGCCGGCAAACGUCUGCUGGACGCGGCCAAAAUCGUCACUGCCGGACGACAUGUAGCCAAAUCACAUUUUGCCAUUCGCCGCGAGCAAUGGGAGCUGUAUACCCGCACUUCUUCUCUCGCGAAGGCCGUCAAAAGCCAGACAGAUCGCGUGACAGUGACCGUUGGAGCUGCGAUCGAGCUUGCGAAGCGCUUCAACGAGGAUGCGCCGAGCUGGCAGCAGGGACAAGCGCAAGAGGAGGCACGAAGAGGAGCGGAAACAGUGAAGCGCAAAGCAGAAGAGACAGUUGGCAAUGCGGCGAAAGAGGCAGAGAAUCUGGCGAGGGACACUGGCUUCUAUGGUGCAGCAGACACAAUCUCUCAGGCGAGGAGAACUGGCAACGAUGAUGGGUCGUUUGCGAGCCUGAGGAGAAGAGAGCAGGAGCGGAAAGUACAGGCGGAGACUACAUUGAGAGAUGCGCUGCGAGGGAAGCCUAAAGAGCAUGUUGAGUUGAUUCGGGACAUGCGUGAAGGUGGGUCGACGUGGCCGGAUGUUACUGCGGCGCUGUGUAGUCCUUCGAGAGCGGUGCAAUGGCAGCCAGAUCAGGUGGCACUGCUGCAGGAUAUGCGGGAUGGUGGCAGGUCCUGGUCGGAUAUUGUCGCGUUCGUGGAGGAGGGAGACGCACAGCAAGAGGUGAAGCCCGUGAUGAAGAGGCUAUCGCCGGAUGAGAUUGUGGAGAUAGAGGAGACGUGGGAGAACACGAAGGAUUGGCAGAAGGUCACAGCGCUGCUGAAGUCCAAGAUGAGGACACGUUUUCCCGUCGCAGUGGACCACGUGCGGACACUACGAGAGAAGGGCAAGGCCUGGACCGAGAUCGUGGUGACUUUGGAGAGUGGCACGCAAGAUCCCUUACCGACUACUGCGGCAAAUACACAGCCUGCCAAUCGAAGCAUCUAUGGACAAGACACUUUCAAUCAACGACCAGCUGCAGACACGACAGAACGUCCUUCCAAUGUGGACUCUAGCUUGCCGGAACAUGCAGAGCAGCCUCCUGUACCGGCACACCGAGACCUCAAUCAGGACACAUUUCCCUCGCCUUCCGUAUCUGACACGCUCGAUCAACUGCCAGGAGACAUCAACAUCGAUGCAUUCCACAGUCCGAGAGUAUCUCGCAUGCUUGGCCAGGCAGGACAGACAGCAGAGAAUCCUUACGCUACGCGUCAAAGGCUACCGCCGAAGCCGCUGCCCGAGAUGGUGAAGGCCGAGGAACAACGAAAGCGUGAGCAAGCAUCGCAGCAGGUUGCUGGACAGCCCACUCAGGAUCAUGAAGCUGCAAAGUCAGUACCAGAAACGGACACAGCGCAGCACGACGUCGAGACGCAGGACCUCGCAGCAGCUAUCGCCAAGGAAGCUGCAGCUCCAUCAGAACCUGAAGAGAAGCAGUAUGAGUUGCACGAGUCAAGAGUACCAGCAACUCGAUUCGGACGCAUCUGGCAGUACAGUGGAUUGGCCACAAGCAUGGCAUUUGGAGCAGUCGGAGAAGGCUUCAGGCGCUUCACUGGUGGUAGUCCUGCCAAUGGAGGUAGCCUGUUGCUCAGCGAAGGUAACAUCGACCGCCUGGUUGCCAAGCUCAGCCGGAUGAGAGGUGCAGCUCUCAAGCUAGGCCAGAUGAUCAGCUUCCAAGACUCGAAAGUGCUGCCACCUACAAUCAACGCCGUACUACAGCGUGUGCAAGACAGCGCGGACUAUAUGCCAGCGUCCCAGCGCGACAAGGUCCUGGUUCGCAACCUUGGUGCAGAUUGGCGAGAUCUGUUCUCGAAGUUUGAAGAGAAGCCAUUCGCAGCGGCCAGUAUUGGACAAGUCCAUAAAGCGACACUGAAAUUGAACGAGCAGGAAGUAGCUGUCAAGAUUCAGUAUCCUGGUGUUCGCGAUAGUAUCGACUCGGAUCUGAACAACCUGUCUCUGCUCCUGACGGCGUCACAGCUACUGCCGAAAGGUCUGUUCCUUGACAAGACCAUCGCCAAUGCUCGAACAGAGCUUGGAUGGGAGUGUGACUAUGAGCGCGAAGCGAAAGCCUGCGUCAAGUUCAAAGAAGAACUUGUCAUUGAUGAGCCAGAUACAUUCACUGUGCCGACAGUCUACACCGAAGCUUCGGGUGCGGAUGUGUUGACAGCAGAAUUUCUCCACGGUACAGCUGUCACCAAAAUCAAAGACCUCACACAGGCCGAACGCGACUGGAUCGGCACACAAGUGUUACGCCUCUCCCUCCGUGAAUUGAUGGAAUGGCAGUUCAUGCAAACCGAUCCCAAUUGGACCAACUUCCUCUACAACCGUGAGACGAAAAAGCUCGAACUCCUCGACUUUGGCGCUAGCCGCGAGUUUCCCGACAAGUUCGUCCAACCCUACGUCGAACUUCUCAUUGCCGCCUCCCGCAAUGACCGCGACGCCUGCCGCGACUUGUCCAUCGAACUAGGCUACCUCACCGGUCAAGAGAGCAAGGAAAUGCUGAAAGCUCAUAUUGACAGUAUCAUGGUUCUGGCGGAGCCAUUCGUGGAGAGUGCUCCAGAAUUCUACGACUUUGAGGAUCAGACGAUCACAGACCGAGUCAGGACUAAUAUCGGCUUGAUGCUGAGAGAGCGUUUGGCGCCUCCGCCGGAGGAGACGUAUAGUCUUCAUCGGAAGUUGAGUGGGGCUUUCUUGCUGUGUGCGAGGUUGAAGAGUAAAGUCCCGGCGAGGGAGAUGUUUGCGAAAGCUGCUGAGGUGUGGAGGGGGAGGGAGAAGAAGGUUAUACUUGAUGGAUGA
This is a messenger RNA of Fulvia fulva, 2781 nucleotides long. RefSeq lists its product as uncharacterized. Bases 1 to 2781 code for a protein of 926 amino acids. The transcript has a single exon. Gene Ontology annotation, cellular component: extrinsic component of mitochondrial inner membrane. Gene Ontology annotation, molecular function: kinase activity. Gene Ontology annotation, biological process: ubiquinone biosynthetic process. NCBI's taxonomy places the organism in Eukaryota, Fungi, Ascomycota, Dothideomycetes, Mycosphaerellales, Mycosphaerellaceae. The record is from RefSeq and is a predicted model, not a curated record.